Pipistrellus kuhlii (Kuhl's pipistrelle) is the source of this 1243-nucleotide messenger RNA. It is a transcript of the gene CRYM, whose product is annotated as crystallin mu. The transcript has 8 exons. NCBI's taxonomy places the organism in Eukaryota, Metazoa, Chordata, Mammalia, Chiroptera, Vespertilionidae. Gene Ontology annotation, biological process: thyroid hormone metabolic process. The record is from RefSeq and is a predicted model, not a curated record. Bases 58 to 1002 code for a protein of 314 amino acids. Gene Ontology annotation, molecular function: thyroid hormone binding. Gene Ontology annotation, cellular component: cytoplasm.
GCGGACGGGGUCAGCGGUCGGGCGGUCGGGCAGUCGGGUGGCUGCGGGGUGAGCGGAAUGAGCGCGGCGCCCGUGCUGCUGAGCGCGGCCGAGGUCCAGCGCCACCUCCGCGGCGGCGGCCGCCUCCUUGCGGCGCUGGAGGCCGCCCUGGCCGCCUUCUCCCGCGGCCCCGCGGGUGGUGUGGCGCAGCCCUUGCGCUCCGUGGUGCCCGUGGCGCCGCACCGGGGGUUCCUGGGGGUCAUGCCGGCCUACAGCGCCGCGGAGGACGCCCUGGCCACAAAGCUGGUCACCUUCUACGAGCGCCCCCGCGCUGCCCCCGCUGCGCCCUCGCACCAGGCCACCGUGCUGCUGCUGGAGCCGCGCUCCGGAGCCCUCCUGGCGGUCAUGGACGGAAACGUCAUCACCGCGAAGAGAACGGCAGCUGUGUCCGCCAUCGCCACCAAGUUUCUGAAGCUGCCCAGCAGUGAGGUGCUGUGUAUCCUGGGGGCCGGGGUCCAGGCCUACAGCCACUACGAGGUCUUCACGGAGCAGUUCUCCUACAAGGAGGUGAGAAUCUGGAACCGCACUAAGGAGAAUGCCCAGAAGUUUGCAGAUACCGUGGCGGGAGAGGUGCGGGUCUGCUCAUCCGUCCAGGAGGCUGUGACCGGUGCCGAUGUGAUCAUCACAGUCACCAUGGCAACAGAGCCCAUUCUGCUUGGCGAAUGGGUGAAGCCGGGGGCUCACGUCAAUGCUGUGGGGGCCAGCAGGCCGGACUGGAGGGAGCUGGACGACCAGCUGCUGGCGCAGGCCGUGCUGUACGUGGACUCCCGGGAGGCGGCCCUCAAGGAGUCCGGGGACGUGCUGCUGUCCGGAGCGCAGAUCUUCGCUGAGCUGGGUGAGGUGGUGGCGGGCGUGAAGCCGGCGCUCUGCACGGAGACCACCGUGUUCAAGUCUCUGGGACUGGCCGUGGAGGACGCGGUCGUGGCCAAGUUAGUGUACAAUUCCUGGGCUUCUGGGAAAUAGCCGAGGCGCGGCCCCCCCUCCGGCACUGCAGUCCCAGGCCUCGCCUCCGCCGCCUGUGGUUUCCAGAUCAGACGAGGGAGCCAUCAUGCCUUGCUGAGCUCGUCCUGCCUCUUCCUCUCAGCCAGGAGUCCUCCUGGGUUCAUGGCUGAGGGGCCUGGGGGAGGGGGGAGGGGAGGUGGUGGCAGCAGCACCCCUUCCCCGGGCACCCACUGCUCUGUCUCCUGGAAAUAAAGCGACUUCC